Molecule: messenger RNA, 1113 nt
Organism: Aspergillus affinis
Lineage: Eukaryota; Fungi; Ascomycota; Eurotiomycetes; Eurotiales; Aspergillaceae
Product: putative short-chain dehydrogenase/reductase family protein
Exons: 2
Coding region: 1-1113 (370 amino acids)
Molecular function (GO): oxidoreductase activity, acting on the CH-OH group of donors, NAD or NADP as acceptor
Source: RefSeq, a predicted model, not a curated record
AUGUCCAAUUCCAAAUCCAAAUCCCCUCCCCUCCAACCGGACUCCCACUACGACGCCUUCACCCUCGACCUUCUCCUCCGCGUCCUCAACCGCACCCUCCUCCACCCCUGGAUCGCAUGGGUCCUCGUCAUCUGUCUCCGCGCCCAAGUAACCCCCUACACAGACCCGGCCUUUCUGAUCGCGACAGGCUACGCCACUGUCCUGACCGUUCUGGCCGCCUUGCGGUUCCUCAACCGGCGCGUCGCGUACGGGGGCCCGCGGACCGUGGAUCCGAGCAACGAGGUCGUCGUCGUGACGGGCGGGGCGAGCGGGUUGGGGUUGUUGAUUGCGAGGGUGUAUGGGCUGAAGGGUGCGAGUGUGGCAGUUUUGGAUGUCAAGGAUGAACAGGAGUUGAAGGGUUCUUGGGAGGAGUGUCCUGGGGUGGAUUAUUAUCGGUGCGAUAUUGGGGUGAGGGAGGAGGUGGAGGGGGUCGCGAGGAGGAUUGAAGCGGAGCUGGGUCCGCCUACGGUGCUGGUCAAUUGCGCCGCAGCGCGUAUUAAUGGCCAGUCGCUGCUGUCCCUGUCGGCCGACGCCUUCCAGAAAACCAUCCAGACGAAUCUGCUCGCCGUGUUCCAUACCUGCCAAGUGUUCGUGCCGCGCAUGUUGGCCAACCCGUCCGGGGGCACCGUGGUGAACGUGAGCUCCGUGCUAGGUCAGCUGUGCGCUGCCGGUCUCGCCGAUUAUUCUGUGAGCAAGGCUGGUCUGAGCGCGCUCCACCGUACACUGGAGGCCGAGCUUCGUAGGUCGGGAGACAAUAAGAAGGUGAAAUUAGUCCUGGUCGAGACGGGGCAGAUAGCCACGCCGCUAUUUCAGUCCGUUCAAACACCGAAUAGUUUCUUUGCGCCCGUGCUCGAACCGGUGCACGUUGCUCAGGAAAUCGUGUCGGCAAUUGACAAAGGUCGUGCGGGUGUGAUUCGAAUGCCCACCUUCGCGUCGCUAGUCAAUUGGUAUGCGGUGUUGCCGGUCAGUCUGCAGCGAUUUGCCCGGUUUCUGAGCGGCAUCGACCAUGCGGUUGCACAAGAGUCGUCCGUUGCAGGGUCAGACAAAGUAGCGGGGCCAUCGCAAACUGCCUGA